UGUAUUUCAACACAACCCAGUUGUGAAAUGGAUAGAGACGUCGUGAACCUUAUAAAGUUACUCCUUUUCUUCGGUUCUGCUGUUGGGGCCAGUUCCUCAUCGUGCUUCACUGAUGGAUGUCGACAUGGAAACGGUGGACUAAGAUGUCAGUCUUGCUACGUUGGUUGCUAUGGAGCAAACUGCACCAUCCCAUGUAAUGACAACUGUCACACAGACGGGUGUAACAGAAUCACUGGCGAAUGUUUCACAUGCAAGCCAGGAUAUUAUGGACGAGACUGCAAUGUGUUCUGUCCGAGAAGAUGUUCGAGCAUCACAACGGUCACGACUAUCUGUGACCGCCAUACUGGUGCCUGUUCGGAAACCUGUGAUGGAGGAUUGACUGGUGAACACUGCAAGGAUCAAGUCUGUAACAAAGAAACAGGCCAAUGUAUCCUUGGAUGUCAGAAAAAUUGGACAGGAGAGUACUGCAACAGAACAUGUGAUACUUGUCUCAAUACAAGAUGCAGCUGGACCGGAUACUGUCUCCAUGGUUGCAAGCCGGGUUUCUAUGGAAACAUGUGCGACAAAACGUGCCCUCGAUGUUGGACCUCUGGUUGUGACAGAGGAUCAGGUAUAUGUGAAGAGUGUAGCCCAGGGUAUCAUGGAAGACACUGUAACAACAACUGUUCUGAAACAUGCUACAGAGGCAGGGAUGGGCACAGGCACUGCGAUCGUUAUACCGGUAACUGUCUGGAGGGUUGUGUAGUAGGAUGGCACGGUCAUCGUUGCGCCACUCGGUGCAGCACCUCCUGCAACUCGUCUCGUUGUUACAGCCAUGAUGAUGCCUGUUUAGAUGGCUGUAAGUCUGGUUGGCAUGGCAAACACUGUCUGACACCGUGCAGUACAACGUGCAAGGAAUCACUGUGUGCCAGUCAAGAUGGUUCGUGUACCCACGGCUGUGUAAGGGGUUACCAUGGAAAUCACUGCCACAGGAAAUGUAUCAAUUGUACAAAUGGUGAAUGUGACCAGUAUGGGAGAUGCAGAUUUUGUCAAGACGGAUGGAGAGGAGAGAAUUGCGGACUCCGAUGUCCCAGCGGCUGCCACGCAUGUGAUGAUGAUGGCGUCUGUAUGUCUAACAGUGUUACCAAGAGAGUGUCGGAUCCUACAGACGACUCACACAAUGCUGGUGACACAGACACAUCAUCAGGAUCAAGCGGCUCACACACCUACACAUAUACUUUGUUUUCCUUCCUUCUUGUUAUGCACAUGACUCAAAUCGAGUGUUAUUAACAGAGGCAUGUUAACUUGGC
Messenger RNA from Haliotis rubra (blacklip abalone), 1289 nucleotides. RefSeq names its product platelet endothelial aggregation receptor 1-like. The coding region runs from base 28 to 1269 and encodes 413 amino acids. Gene Ontology annotation, molecular function: scavenger receptor activity. The transcript is spliced from 3 exons. NCBI's taxonomy places the organism in Eukaryota, Metazoa, Mollusca, Gastropoda, Lepetellida, Haliotidae. The record is from RefSeq and is a predicted model, not a curated record.